AUGCCGACGCCGACGGUUCAGCAGACUGAACAUGCCGACUCCCUGUACGUCCACCACGACCCUGAUUCUGAGCAUGAGGGGCUGAGGCACGCGCACCACCACGACCUCGAGGAGCCAGAGAUCUCCCACCACGUCCACCACGUGGAGCCGGAGGGCCUGUCACGCGAGGGAGGGAGGAGGUCAAGGCGGGGGAGGGAGAAGGCAGCGGAGGAUGAGGUCUCGGGCUCUCGGAUGUGUCGAGGAAGUUCGUCGUGCGUCUCGGGAAGGCAGUGGUCGGCGGUGGAACGCGAGGAGACGGCGACCGUCGUUGCCGAUUGGAAUGGAUCGUCUCGUUGGGAGGGUGGAGGAGGUGGCGGGGACGCGGGGCGGCUGCUGGCUGCUGCUGAGUGCUACUGUGGAGGAACACGAAGACGAAGUGAAGAAUAUGGACAUCACAUGAUCUCUCCUUCUUUCUCCUCCUUUUCUCUCUCUAAACUCUCACUCUCACUCUCCCUCCAACUUUACCUUUUCACCGCCUCCUCCAGCUCCUCCGCCGCUCCUCCCCUUCACCCCACCCACCGCCAUCAAUUCCCAGAUCUCCGCUUCCAUUCCCCGUAUCCCAAAUCCGGAAUCCGUCGAGUCGCCAUGUUGGCGGCUCGAUCUCUGUUCCUCCUCUUUCUCGCGGCGGCUCUGCUGGCCGGCCUCGAGGCGGCGCAGCAGGGGAUCGCCCUCUCGACCAAGCUGAUUCACCGCUUCUCCGACGAGGCCAAGGCGUUGAGAGUUGGUCGGAAUGUCACCGCCAGCGUCUACUGGCCGGAGAAGAGGAGCUUGGAGUACUACAGCUUGCUGCUCGACAGCGACCUUCAGAGGCAGAAGAUGAAGCUCGGCCCUCGCUACCAGUUCCUUUUCCCUGUUGAAGGGAGCAAUACCGUCUCCUUGGGGAAUGACUUUGGAUGGUUGCACUAUACUUUGAUAGAUGUGGGGACUCCUCAUGUCUCCUUCCUUGUCGCAGUAGAUACAGGGAGUGAUUUGCUCUGGGUGCCCUGUGAUUGCUUGCAGUGCGCCCCAUUGUCGGCCCGUUACUAUGCCAGUUUGGGUCAAGAUCUCAAUGCAUAUAGUCCAUCUCAAUCAAGUAGCAGCAAGCUCCUCACAUGCAGCCACCAGUUAUGCGAACUUGGUUCAAAAUGCAAAAGUCCAACCCAGCAGUGCCCAUACUCUGUUGACUAUUACUCCGAGAAUACAUCCAGUUCUGGCUUGCUGGUUGAGGAUAUGUGGCAUGACACAAAGUGGUGGUUACUUGGAUGGAAUUGCCCCGGAUGCACGACCUACAUAGUUGGAGUGGACGGGUGUUGCAUUGGUGGUUCUUGCCUUAAGCAGACAAGAUUCAAGGCACUGAUUGAUAGUGGUACAUCUUUCACAUUUCUUCCUGAGGAUGUGUAUGAGAAGACUGCUAAUGAGGUAAAUUCUACUAUAUCAACCUUUGAAGGGUUAUCCUUGGAAGUACUGCUACAAGUCCAGGACUCCCCAAAAAUACCAUCAAUGAAGCUCUUGUUUGCAAUGAACAACAGCUUUAUGAUCCAUAAUCCUGUUUUUAUGGUAUAUGGCAUUCAGGGUUUGACUGGAUUUUGUUUAGCUGUUCAACCUGCUGAUGGGGAUAUUGGAAUUAUUGGACUGAAUUUCAUGACUGGAUAUCGGAUGGUGUUUGAUAGGGAAAACCUGAACCUUGGCUGGUCUCGCUCUAAAUGCGAAGACGAGAUCAUCUGGGCACCAGGCAAUCCAUCGGGAAGUGCUAACCCACUCCCAACGAACCAGGAACAGAGGAUUCCCGGUCAGCAUGCUGUUUCACCAGCUGUUGCAGGCGCUCAAGAAGAAGAAAAGCUCCAAACUUUCCUGCAAUGGCUGCUAGUGAACAAGGUUGAGCUUCGGAGCUGUGAGAUUAAGUACUGUAGCCAGAAUAAAGGGUUCGGAUUAUUUUCCUCCGGCGACGUCUCCGAUGAUGGAGUUGUUCUUGCUGUUCCAUUGGAUUUAGCAAUAACUCCAAUGAGGGUAUUGCAAGAUCCCCUCAUUGGACCGGAUUGUAGAGCGAUGCUUGAAGAAGGAGAAGUGGAUGACAGGUACCUCGACAUGCUUCCAACUACUUUUGGGAACCCACUGUGGUUUACUGAUGAUGAGAUCUUAGAGCUGGAAGGGACUACACUGUAUCGGGCAACUCAAUUACAGAAGAAGACUUUGAUGUCUCUCUUCGAGAACAAAGUGAAGAGUCUGGUGAGAAAACUUCUUGCUCUUGAUGGGAAUACCGAAAGGGAGGCCACUUUUGAAGAUUUCCUACGGGCAAAUUCUGUGUUCUGGAGUCGUGCUUUGAACAUUCCUUUUCCGCGUUCCUAUGUAUUUCCUACAUUUCAGGAGGAUAAUGGCUGUCAUUCCACCGUCGAUGAUAUAUUAUGUGAAGGUGGAGUUUCAGUGAACGGAAGCAGUGGAGAAAAUUUGAAAAUUAAAGUUUCUGAGGGCCAAGUCAAUGGAGCGCCUUCUAGCUCAAGUCAAGAGGAUACUGUUUGGGUAGAGGGUCUUGUUCCAGGCAUUGAUUUUUGCAACCAUGACUUGAAGGCUAUGGCGACAUGGGAGGUAGACGGGACUGGCUUGGUGACUGGAUCUCCUUGCUCUAUGUACCUCCUUUCUGCUGAGCGAAGCCUCUUCAGCGUUGGGAAAGAGAUCUCCAUCAGUUAUGGAAACAAAGGCAAUGAGGUUCAUUACCCCAUCGAAGCCAUUCAGAGUGCUCCCUUCUCAGAAGCCAAGUUGCAGCUUCUUCAGGCACAGAAAGCUGAAAUGAGACAUCUUUUGCCCAAAACCCUGCUAAACAAAGGAUUCUUCCAGGCAGGCUCCUCCUCGAGCAACAAUGGUGAAACUGAGAAGCCUGAUUUAAGAAAAGCUUCCAACUUCAGUUGGAGUGGUCAGCGUAGUGCGCCCUCAUACAUUGAUAAGCUGGUGUUUCCUGAUGAUCUCUUAACUGCAUUAAGGACCAUAUCCAUCCAGGAAGACCAGCUUUUCAAGGUCUCUUCAUUGCUAGAAGAGCUCGUAGGCUCUGACGAGGAGAGACAACCUACAGACUCUGAAGUAAGGACAGCUGUUUGGGAAGCUUGUGGAGAUUCAGGAGCCUUUCAGUUGCUGGUCGAUAUUCUGCAGACCAAGAUGGCAGAUUUAGAAGAGGGUACUGGAACAGAGGAAAACGAUAUUGAGCUGCUCGAAAAUGCUAAGGACGUUGGAACCAUGAACCAGAAGGAAGUGUUUGAGCAGAAAGGAAACUCGAAUGAAGUGAUGAAGCCAAUGGGUCGGAAUCGUUGGUCGAGCAUAGUGUACAGAAGAGGGCAAAAGGAGAUGACCAGAUUGUUUCUCAGGGAGGCAGAGCAUGCUCUGCAGUUGUCAUUGAGUGAAGGCAACUAAUGAUACUCAUGAACAUUUUAGUUUAAAUAUUAGGUUAGAUGUUUCUCAUAAAUAUUAGGUUAAUUUUGCAUAGCAUAUUAUCUACAUGGGGUAUUUCUUGGGGGAAAAAUUGAACUUCUAGUGCAUAAUCGGCGACAUCAACCAUAUAAUUUCCAAGAAAAUCAUGUGAAUUUUUGUAUCAGUGUUUGGUAGUUUCUCAU
Molecule: messenger RNA, 3617 nt
Organism: Linum tenue
Lineage: Eukaryota; Viridiplantae; Streptophyta; Magnoliopsida; Malpighiales; Linaceae
Source: the annotation of a GenBank genome assembly